AUGAACCACUCACCUGAAGCUUGGGGUCGCCCCAGGAACGAUGUCUACGGUGCCUACGAUCACUCAUAUUUGCAGACCACAGGUCCCAAGGCCCAUACCUCAUCCCCUGCAGUGACGGGAACGUCAGUGGUGGGUGUCAAGUUUAAUGGCGGAGUCGUUAUAGCUACCGACAACCUAGCUUCCUACGGAUCCCUGGCUCGUUUCUCCGAUGUGAAGCGUCUGCGUACUUUCGGCGAUAAGGCAAUGGUUGGCUUUGGCGGUGACGUUUCCGACAUGCAAUACAUCGACCGUCUCCUCGACUCCAUGGAUAUCAAGGAGAAUUACUCGCCUCACGGCAACAUGCUCAACGCCAAGAACCUGCACACGUACCUUGCGAAGGUUUUCUACAAACGACGCUCUGAGUUCAACCCGCUUUGGAACCAUGUGCUUGUCGCAGGCUUCGAUGCGGAGGGAGAGCCCUUCCUUAGUUCGGCAGAUUUGCUCGGGACGACAUUCUCUGCUCCUCAUCUCGCUACAGGAUUUGGUGCUCAUCUUGCGGUCCCGAUCCUGCGCCGCAAGUUCCCUGAGGGUACCCCCUCGAACAAGUCAGCAAGGAAGACGCCGUUGAUGCCUUGA
Messenger RNA from Penicillium psychrosexuale, 615 nucleotides. RefSeq names its product proteasome core particle subunit beta 7 (gene pre4). The transcript has 3 exons. The record is from RefSeq and is a predicted model, not a curated record. Gene Ontology annotation, cellular component: proteasome core complex. The coding region runs from base 1 to 615 and encodes 204 amino acids. Lineage: Eukaryota; Fungi; Ascomycota; Eurotiomycetes; Eurotiales; Aspergillaceae.